Molecule: messenger RNA, 520 nt
Organism: Moneuplotes crassus
Lineage: Eukaryota; Ciliophora; Spirotrichea; Euplotida; Euplotidae
Source: the annotation of a GenBank genome assembly
GAUAUAAUAAUUAUAUAAUAAUUUAUAAAAAAUGACAGAUUUGAAGCAAAAUUUGCCAAAAAUAGCUCCGAUGCAUAAUACUAUUCAUGAAAAGCAGAAGGAAAUAGUAAAGCUUGUUAAGAAUUUUGAAAUCGAGCCAGUCUUGCAUUGUAAUAUCAACAAGAAUAUCCCAGGGCUAAGGCAGAAGAGUUCUCCUUUCGUAAGAAAACCAGCUUCUCAUAGAUGGUACAGGAGAUGGCACUCAUUUGAAAGAAACGGAGUUAUGAACUGGGGUCUGACAAUGAACUGGACCAGGCUUGUCUUCCCUUGUGUCUUCAUCUUCUAUUCUUUCUACAUGUUUGAACCUACAUUACAUGGUUCUGUGUAUAUAAAUGAGUUUAAUAUGUACCAAUACGAGUCUGUAUAUGCAAAGAUGAAUUGGAACAAGACUCCUCCAAUGAUGCAGACCAUCAACAGAGUCGCUUAAGGCAAAAAGCUUGCACUGAAACAAUAUGAUUGAGUUUUGAUUUUGCUGCUUUCA